Closterium sp. Naga37s-1 is the source of this 1446-nucleotide messenger RNA. Lineage: Eukaryota; Viridiplantae; Streptophyta; Zygnematophyceae; Desmidiales; Closteriaceae. The record is from the annotation of a GenBank genome assembly.
AUGAGCCCGAGUCGUUUAAGUCUCACGCCCGUGAUUGCGGUGCCAGCGCGAACCCUCUUAACCGCCGCGCUGCUUCUCCUCUUGCUUCAAGUGCACGUCCGCCCGACAUUUCUGGCAGCAAGUGCACAGACCGUACCGCACCGAUCCAGGCGCCUCCCCGGCGCGGCUUCUGCUACCAGAGCCAUGGGACGGCUGUACGAGCGCGGCAGGGUCGUGCGCUCGCCGCAGCACUCCUCGACGACCUCGGCGGCUGCUGCAACAACCGGCGCAGCUAGUGCGAAAACCGCCACUGGAGUCGCCGUGAAGGCUCCCGCAGCGGCCGGAGGGUGUUCGGCGUCGUCGAUCGCAGGCUACACGUCGUCCGUUGCACUCUCCAGAUCCGACACGGUGCUCUCCAACUCUGACCCUCACCUUUCUUUGACGCUCGCCCCUCUCCUUUCCACGCUUUCCCUCCCUUCCCGCUUGCCCAGUCUCGUGCUCCACUGGGCAAAAGGCGCGGGCGGCGGCAGCCUUUCCCUCGCCAUGGAGGUUGGCGGCGCGGCGGCCGGUGGAUGGGUGGCGGUGGCGUGGUCGCCGGACGGCAGCAUGCCCGGCUCCGACGCCGUGAUUGGCGGGCUGCCGGGCGGCGCGGUGAAGGCGUACGCCAUAGGCGGGUACAGCGAGGCGGAAGUGCGUCCCACCCCGCGAUUCUCCAUCGGCUCCGCCUCCUCCGCCAAUGGCGGCUCGCUCAUCAAUGGCCAGGCAGAUGUGGACUUCAGCUGCACGGGUUCAACUGGGGGCGGUACUGGGGGCGGCACGGGCGGCGGCACUGGUGGCGGCACAGGGGGCGGCACUGGGGGCGGCACUGGGGGCGGCACUGGGGGUGGCACUGGUGGCGGCACUGGCGGCGGCACUGGGGGCGGCACUGGGGGCGGCACUGGCGGCGGCACUGGCGGCGGCACUGGCGGCGGCACUGGGGACGGCACUGGGGGCGGCACUGGCGGCGGCAAUGCUCGUGACCGUGUCGUCACGUCUCGGGACGUGGUCUUCGAUGAAGACAAGUUCCCGUCGAAGGAGAAACCCACUCAACAACUCACUUUCAUCCUUCCGCCACGAGAGGAGGUUGAAGAGAGUGAGACUCCACCUCAAGUGGAGAAGGAAGCCGAUGGAGGGGGAGAGAACAACGAGGAGAGCGUUGAUGAUGUCGUGGAGGUGUCACCUACCGAGGCGGCAACUACCUCCACACCUUCCUCCCUACCAUUGGCCUUGACCCGCGAGCGUCGUGAGGUUCGUCCUCCCUCCAAGUACGCCGACUAUGCUACGGUAGCCGUUGGGAAGUUGGAUAAGGAGGGGGCGGCAUUUUGCUUCGCAACCAUGGGUGAUGAUGAACACAUGGAUCCUCUCAUGGAACUACCCCCUAAAGAUCCGUCCCGUGCAUGCUACGAGCAUGUUGGAUUGCACACCUAG